AUGGCUCUGCGACAUUUUCUCUUAUCUUUUUUUCUCUUCUUCUCACUUUCGGUUUCUGUCAAAGCUUCAGCCCUUACCACCUCCAUUUCUGCCAACGAAAGGAUAUGUUUCUUUGCCGACGUUGACAAGGCUGGGGAAAAAAUUGGGUUUUACUUUGCCGUGCAAUCAGGAGGCGCAUUCGACAUUGAUUUUGAUAUCAAAGACCCCAACCACAAGGUUAUCCUAGACGGCGAGAGAGAGCGCCAGGGUGACUACGUUCUCACCGCCAACACCGUCGGAGAAUACUCUUUCUGUUUUGAGAAUGACAUGUCGACGUUGACGGACAAGCUGGUGGACUUUGACAUUAUGGUGGAGAGUGAGCCCAGGCGAGAGGCACCGGGGAAGCCUGGCCAGAUUUCCGAGCAUACGAGCGCGUUGGAAGAGAGCGUGUUCAGGCUGAAUGGUCUGCUGAUGAACAUCAAGAGAAUGCAGAAGCAUCAUCAUACCCAGGAAAAUCGUGGGUUUUCCAUCGUUAAAUCGACACAAAAUCGCCUAUUCUGGUAUGCAGUGAUUGAGAGUUUAGGUGUCAUCGGGAUGGCCGUAUUUCAGGUCUACGUCCUUCAGACUUUCUUCACGAAGACUGGGCGACGGUACAAGGUCUAG
Laccaria bicolor S238N-H82 is the source of this 642-nucleotide messenger RNA. RefSeq lists its product as uncharacterized. The record is from RefSeq and is a predicted model, not a curated record. Bases 1 to 642 code for a protein of 213 amino acids. Gene Ontology annotation, cellular component: endoplasmic reticulum; endoplasmic reticulum-Golgi intermediate compartment; Golgi apparatus. Gene Ontology annotation, biological process: Golgi organization; protein retention in ER lumen; intracellular protein transport. The transcript is spliced from 6 exons. NCBI's taxonomy places the organism in Eukaryota, Fungi, Basidiomycota, Agaricomycetes, Agaricales, Hydnangiaceae.